This is a messenger RNA of Bursaphelenchus xylophilus (pine wood nematode), 2023 nucleotides long. NCBI's taxonomy places the organism in Eukaryota, Metazoa, Nematoda, Chromadorea, Rhabditida, Aphelenchoididae. The record is from the annotation of a GenBank genome assembly.
AUGGAGAAGGUAAAUGAAAUGAAAGCCAAGCUGGGUGAGAAGCUCGGAUUCGAUCAGAAAUUCAAUCACACUUCCAGUGAUCUACCGUAUACCAAAGUGGACGACAAAGCCGAUGACAAAACCAAAAAUCCAUUUUCGGAGACAAUUGAAGUAAGUGUAAUAUAAAAAAUGUCAGCUUUUUUGGCAAAACAUAAUGUAAAAUUCUAAUAUGUGUCUUAGAAAAUUGCAGGCUUUUUUUUCAUAAACCUGAAGCAAAAAAAAAUUUUUUUUAAUCAAAUUUUUUUGGUGUCUAAAAUAAUAUAAAAAAAUUUAAUUUUACAUUCAAUAUUCUUUUUUCAGUGCUAUAAAUGGUCGUUUGCAACGAUCCUUCUUGUCUAUGGACUUCAUACCCUCUGGCUAUGCUGCAGUUUACCCAAUGUAAUCCAUGUGAUUACUGGGAUUUUCUGUCUGAUUUUGGUGGUCUUCUGCAGAAAUAAUCGCCGACUUGACCUGGUCCCCAGUCUGAUUUAUUGUGUAAGUUAUUUUAAGACCGUAUUUUAUAAUUUAACUAUUUUUUUUUUUUUUUUUUUUUUUUUUUGAAAUCCAAAAUUUUUUCCAUUCAAGAAAAUUUUGUUUAAAAAUAGAUAAUACUUUGCAUAAUUGUUGCCUAUAACAACCUAAUACUAAAAAUGUUGAAAGAGCAUGUUUUUAAUGGGUUUCCCUCCAAAAAUAUCCUUUUUUGGGAUUUUUCCACUCCAUAAUUCCCCUCGAAAUGCAAUUGUUUUUAACCACAAAUCACAAGCAAAACGAUUAUUUUGCAGUUCAAAUUGAAUAAAUUAGAGGUCGAUUCGGAUCCGAAAAGUAGUUCCAGCACAACACAGAAGCUGCGGAUAAUAUGAUUUAUUCUCAGCACAAGUCAAAUCAGUAACGUUUUGGAAGCGUUAAGGAUUAGAAUAUAUAAAUUGCUGUGCUUUUACAGAGAACAUGUUUCACUAAAAACAAAAGUACUUAGAUUUUGAUGAAGUUGAGAAUAAAGGCAAAGCAGAAUUUUUGAGCUCAUUUUGUACUUCAACUAUUGGGAUUUUUAGACCAAAAAAUUGUUUUCAAAAAUUUUUUCAAUCCUAAAAAUUUUAAGAAAAUUUUGUGGUGCAAUUAAAACUAGUCCGUUCGUAAAGUCGCUGGAUUAAUUUUUGGCGUUUGCACUGUGCAGAAAAAAUCAGGGUGCGAGCGACACCCAAAAAAAGCCAAUUGCACGGUGCAAAAAAGCAAGAAAUUGCACAGUGCAAAAUGCACUUUUAUUUUCGCACAGUGCAUGUCGCAGAAAUGAUUUUUGGUGUUUGCACUGUGCAGAACAAAUCAGGGUGCGAGCGACACCCAAAAAAAGCUAAUUGCACAGUGCAAAAUGCACUUUUAUUUUCGCACAGUGAAUGUCGCAGAAAUCACUUAGCUUUGCGAAUGGACUAGUAAAAAAAUAUGGUUUCCGUUCAGAGUAGCGACACUGGACUACAUGAAAUAAACUGCUGUAGUUCGAGAAAUAUGAGUUUUAAUUUUGAUGACCAAUCAUCUCUAAAACAAUAUAAAAAAUUUUAAAAAAUGGUGUUCACGUUGAACAAGGGUGAACUGACACUUAUAAAAAUCCGUAUUCUAACAAAAUUUUAAAUUUCAGCUCGGUCUGAACCUGCAAAUCUGCCCUUUGAUCUUCCCCUUGAUCAGCCAAUGUCUCUCCCUAAAGGACUCGGACUACCCUCAAGAAGUCAUGUAUUUCAUCCUGUACGAUGCCUAUGUCCAAUUCUUCGUCUUCGGGAUCACCAUGAUCUCGCUGAUCCUGUUGCCCAUCGCCAUUUACAACGAGCCGCGCUUCGAGGCGUCAGAUCUGGACGAUCAGCCUCCUCUUCCCUGGUACAGUAAAUGGUGCUAUUUUGUGACGGCACUGGUAAUUGUAUUGGUCAUCGGAGUGGUCUGGGUGGGCUUUGGAUCAUUUACCGUCCAGAAGGUCCGAGAAAUCACGAACAUCCAGGAAAUCAGACAUUGGAGGAUCUGCUGA